Cavenderia fasciculata is the source of this 750-nucleotide messenger RNA. Its product is annotated as mannose-6-phosphate receptor domain-containing protein. The record is from RefSeq and is a predicted model, not a curated record. The transcript has 2 exons. NCBI's taxonomy places the organism in Eukaryota, Evosea, Eumycetozoa, Acytosteliales, Cavenderiaceae. The coding region runs from base 1 to 750 and encodes 249 amino acids.
AUGAUGAGAGUAGCUUUUCUUAUUGUUGCAAUCAUUGCUUGUAUGAUCAAUGGAUCAUACUCUGCCGCCACCAAUUGCGUCUUUGGUGAACAAAAUUUCUCUGGUUUCAAUGUCGCAGGUACAAAUUAUAUUUGGUCAGUUUGUCAAGCCAAUACACAAUGUAAUAAUCUUCUUACAGCCACCGGCGUUGUUUCAUGUCAAAAGCCAACAACUGGCACACCACAAAACACUGGUUUACUUGCCGGCGGUACCUGGAGUGCAUACCCAGACGGAGCUGCUACCGUCAACUACAAGUCUGGCACUGCUCCAUGCAAGAGUUCAGGCAAGGUAAGACAAACCAACAUGUUUUUCACAUGCGCCAAGGGUGCUCAAAACAAGGUUAUUUCGGCCGACGAAAGCGCCACCAAGUGUAUCUAUGAAGUUUUCAUGAGCGGUGACUCUGCUUGUGCUGGUGGUAGUUCAACCGACAGCGGUCCAUCAUCGUCUGGAACUGGCGGUGACAGUGGCAAGAAGGGUGGAAUUGGUGGAGGCUGGAUCUUUAUCAUUAUCUUACUCGUUGCCACCACCGUCUACAUUCUCGCCGGUAUUGGUUUCAACUACAAGGUCCGUAAUCUCCGUGGAAAGGAAAUGUUCCCCAACUAUGCUUUCUGGGCUGACUUCCCAGGUCUCCUCAAGGAUGGUGUCUUGUUUAUCAAGUCCAAGGUUUCUGGAGGUGGUGCUUCUGGUGGUUCUGGUUAUCAACAAGUUUAA